Molecule: messenger RNA, 1209 nt
Organism: Scaptodrosophila lebanonensis
Lineage: Eukaryota; Metazoa; Arthropoda; Insecta; Diptera; Drosophilidae
Product: E3 ubiquitin-protein ligase NRDP1
Exons: 2
Coding region: 74-1102 (342 amino acids)
Biological process (GO): protein ubiquitination
Molecular function (GO): ubiquitin protein ligase activity
Source: RefSeq, a predicted model, not a curated record
UCGAUUAUAAAGUACAAAAAUCUAGUUUUUCGUUUUCAACACUUUCGUGCAUUUUUAGUUAACACAAACAAGCAUGGGCUACGAUCUCAGCUGCAUUGUUGGCCAUGUCGAUGAGGAGCUCAUUUGUCCCAUAUGCGCCGACGUCCUGGAGGAUCCCGUGCAAGCCUCGGGCUGUGAGCACGCCUUCUGUCGUGCCUGCAUCGAAAAGUGGCUGAAACAGAAGCACAUCUGUCCUGUCGAUCGUCUGGAGCUGUCGCCCAGUCAUUUAAUAGGAGCCUCCCGCCUAAUGCGCAAUAUGCUGGCGCGCCUAAAGAUCCGCUGCUGCUUUGCCGAAAAUGGUUGCAGCGCUCUCCUGCCGCUGGACGAAUUUCGUGCUCAUGUGAUCGCUUGUGAGCACAAUCCCAAGGUGGUGGUUGUGUGCACGAAGGGUUGCGGCAUGAAGGUUCCCAAGGAUGAACUCGCCUCCCACAACUGCGUGUUCGAGCUGCGUGAGAUGGUGCAGUCGCAAAUCAACGAAAUAUCUGAGCUCAAGGACAUGCAGACCCACCAAGAAAUGCGCAUUGAUGUGCAGCGGCGGGAACUCGAACUGUUGCAGUACUAUAUAGCGGCUCUGCGCUCCACGAAUCCACUGAUCCGAAACAUUGGCGAGCAGCUCGAUCGUUACGCCGUGAUGCAGUGGGGCGGCAGUCUGCCUCUGGCCAGAGUCCGGACUUGGGGCAGCUUGAUCUCCACUCCAGACUCGGCCAUGCACAUGUUGGUGCGCGAGGGACUUCGUGCCUGUGGCUGCCCCAUGCAUCUGGUGAACCUGAUGGUCGAUCGCUGCCAUGAGGAUCGCUGGCCGUCGGGCCUGCUCACGUUGGAUUCGCGACGGGAGAAUGCCCAUCGACUGGUGCAGUAUGUGACGCGCAUGCUGCCCUCUCUGAUCACCGGCAAGCCGUGCAUUGUCAUAUUGAAUGGCGACAAUGGACACAUGCCGGAGAAUUUGCGCCCAACUCUGGCGAUGAUCAUGAUCUUUGUCGAUGGUGUAGAUGAGUCGCGACCGGAGUAUGAGCUCCCAGGUGAUUUCCAUAGCGACAUUCGGAAUACGCCACUAAAUAUCUAAGUUUUCGGAUAAUGUUUAAGGGUCAAAAUUUUGUUUUGUAAUAGCCAGACGUAAUUGUUACACAAUUCUAAAAAUUACAAUACCUUCGGUAUCACUGUAUCAUGAGA